GUGUGUAUGAAACAGUGAGGAAGACGCUGAGAACCCUGCGCUACAGGCUGAUGAUGAUGAUGAUGAUAGCGCGUCCUUAGUUAUUUAUUUAUUUAUUUGAUGUUAUUUUUUGCUUUUUGCGUCUCGGGGCGGCGCUUCAGAAGUGAUGAAACGUUCCGCGUGCACUUCGGCUUGCGAGCUCGCGCGGAGCGUCGCGUCUGCACAGCGCACAGCGCAAACUUUAGCGCCGAUUAAUCGCGCAGCCGUAUCAGACCGACCGGCGACUGACGCGCGCGCCGAGCAGCGAUGAGUCCCGGAGAACUUCACGGUCCGGGCCGCGCGCGCCGGCAGCGUGUGUGAGUUUACACGGAUUCGCCGUCGCUCGGACCCCGCGCGCGCUCUUCCCUUCUCUUCUUCAUGCCACCCACUAAUGACAGAGGUGGGCGACAAUGUUCGGGGUUCAGAGUAGCGAGCAGCUCGCGAGGAAGUGCGCCGUCGCCGCCGCCGCCGAUCAGCUCGCGACGCUGCGUUGAAUCCGUCCGAGCGGAAGAGUUUCGCGGCGCGCGCCGGACCGUCAACCCACCGCAAGGAUGCGGGGCCGAGAUUAUUUCACGCUCACUUUGGGCUUUGUGCCUUUUCUGCUCAGCCACUGCUUCCUCUUCUCUGCGCUACUGCAGCACGCUCAUGGAGAGCUGCGGAAGUCCUGCUCUGGAACCCCCGCUGUGCGCCUGGAGGACACCUGCCACCUGCCCUGUCACUGCAGACCAUACCCACUGCUACCUCCACCUCCUCCUCCACCACCUCCACCCAGACUCUUCUCUCCUACAGCUCCAUCCAGUGUGUCUCCUCCUGUGAAGCCCUGGGGAAGAGAGGUGGAGAUUUUGGUGCUGGGGACGGUGAGCUGUGCAUCAGUCGUCUUCCUUUUCCUCACGGUCAUCAUCUGCUACAAAACUAUCAAGAGGAAACCACUGCGGAAAGAGGAGAACGGCACCAGCCGAGGGGAAUACGCCAUGAGCGCUCGCUGCAAGCAGACGGCGGUGGAGACCAACAACACUGGAGUAUAGCAGCCAGAGGAAAACACACUGACGCUCCGUCAUAAACAGGAGCUUAAAGGGCUUCGGAGAUGGAGAAAUAGUAUUAAAGGAAGGAUUGAUGGAGCUCUGAACCAUGGCUUUGUUCAACUUCUUUAAAAAAAAAACACUUAAAUGACAAUAAGAGCUGCUUUAUGAUUGAUAUGUGACAGAAUAAAAAGGCAGAGAGGAUGUGUGAAGGACGUAUGAAGGACGUUUGAAGGAUGUAUGGAGGACGUGUGAAGGAUGUGUGAAGGAGGUGUGGAGCCUUGAGACUCAUUGUUCUGUUGGACGGUGAAGCCGUCAGACCUUUCACAAGACUUUAAACCAGUAAAUCUCUUAACGUUCCCAACGCAUGCACUUUCUACUGAAUGCACCGACGUCUCUGGACGCGUCUCGCCUCCCUUUUCUCUCCCUGCAGUUUCCUCUCCUGUAAAUAAAGUUGGCCGUAUUGAUCGCGCAGGUUUGGAGACUAGACGAAAGCUAAAGCGGAACUUGAUGAGGAAACAGGUCGCUUUUUUUUUUUUUUAACUUUUGUAUGACUAUGCAACUGGAAAGGAUUUGAAACCCUAGUGGUGCAUGUUCAUGAUAUUAAAACACAAGGUUAGCAUAAUCUGCUGCUAAUCAGUCUGACGUUUGCUAACGUACUCAAAUAGUAACGUUUUACGUGUGUAAUGUAACUCACCGUGAGGUAAUAAGCUGGAAUACACGUCACAUAUUCAUAAACAUAAGGACUGUUAUUUAAUUAUUUAAUUAAAGAUGCAUCAUUAAGGAAGCCAAAAAGACAAAGUCAAUGUUUUUUGUUUUGUUUUGGUUGGGUUUUUUUGGCUUGUCUUCUUGAUUGUUUGUUUUAUUUGGGUUUUUUUUAGGUUUUUUGACCGUUUGUUUUUUUGUUUGUUUGUUUGUUUGUUUUAUUCCUGGGUUUUUUGUUUUAUUUUGUUUGUUAGGUUUUUUAUUUGUUUGUUUGUUUGUUUGUUGUUGUUUUGCAACUUGGAGUAUAGUUGGAAGGGUUUUGUUUUUGUUUUGUUUUUUUGUGGAGGGGGUUGUUUGUUUUUUGGUUCUUUUAUUUUUUUUUUUUUGUUUGUUUGUUUGUUUGUUUUGUUCUUGUUGUUUUUCCAUAAAACACAACUGUACAUUAUUUUCAUCAUAUAGUCGUUAUUACAAACACAGUAAAGUCAAGUCCUGGAAUUAGUUUAAAGGGAAAAUUUAAGAGUAAAAUGUAAUUAUUCUAAGAAAAAAAUAAUCCAUAAUCCAUGAGUAUGGCAUUGAGACAGUGGAAAUUAUGUGCAUUUUACAAUUUAACACGGAAUAUCGGAAUAUGAAAUUACAAUUUGUUAAAUGAUAAAUAAUGAUAUAGAGUAUUUUAAUUUAAAAUAAGGACACUAUCUUGAACUAAUGAGAUAGUAACUCAAUAAUAACAUUGUGAAAUUGUCAUUAAGUUGAAAUUCUGACAGACCAACGUGCGGUUUUCCAGCCACUGGAUGUUUCUCUUGACUUAUUUUGCUCAUGAUGACGACUUUUUAAUCAUCUGUUUCAUUUCACAGUCGUAUUCAUUCAUUUUAAACCACAAAUCAUUUCCUGCACUAAUCCUCCAUUAAUCACGUCAUUAAUUCUAGUUUAAAGUGUAAUAACUGCUGACAGUAACACUGUGUGUUAUAUCUAGCUAUUUAUCAGUCAUUCCAUAAUAGAGAUAUUACCACUGGCGCCUGUAACACUACAAAUAAGCUAUUCUUAAGUCUUAAUUUUAAUACUUUGCUUGUGACAACUGAGUGCAAAAGUUUGUGCCCCCUUGGUUUCUGUUUGAAAAAAUUUUCACUGUCCCUCUAUUUUAUCUUCAGUGUUGAUUUAAUGGUGUGUUUGGAUUGAAAUCAUACACUUAUAUCGGUGUAUAUGACUAAAUUUUUUUGUCCAAGCAGCCUACAAAAAAACUGCACGCCCACGGAAAUUUACUUAAUAACCCGACUGUUUAUUAAGCAGAGUCAGAGAAAGAGUCAGUGGGAAUCAGGAAAACAGCUUUCAUACAUCCUAAUACAGAAAUAAAAGAGCUUUCCCAGAGCUCGCGAAGGAGAUAAACAGAAAUCAGAGUGUUUAGAGAGUGAGAUUAUUCAGAAAUGGUUGAAGAACCACAAAGACAAACUGACAGACAGAUUCACAAAAUAAUUAAAAAUAAAUGGUUUAAAGGACAUUCAGAAAUUUCAUUUUGAUUGUUUCACUGUUAAUAAAAAAAAAAAAAAAAAAAAGGUCAGAUAUGGAACCCUUCUUUAUUUGUUCCUUCUGUGUGUUUUCCUAUCAGGAAGCUUUCCAAACCUUUCAGGAGGAUAAGAACUCUUAUCUACACAAAGAACUCCUUGAAAAACCCUUUUUGUCUUAAGAAAGUUUAGCUAAAUGUUGAACAUAGCACACACUUGCGCAGUAAAUGCAUACACUCUCGGUGUACUCUUCUGUCGAGUGCAAUGGAUUGCAGCAUUAUAGUUGAUUAUCUUCGAAAAGAGAAAAGCAGUUUAAUAAGCAAUAAAAAAAAAACAACAAGACACUAGACAAUAGCUAACUCUAGACUUACUAGCUAGCUAGUAAGUCACUAACUUUUUCCAUUUCAGUUACAUCAACAACCCGAAAGCAAGAAAGCAGACAAAUUGACUAAAUCCGAUUAAUUAGCAUUAAUUUCUUACCGGUUUGUUUCUUUCGUCCUUCUGCUUUUUUUCUUUUAGCAUUUUCGGUUUUAGAUAAAAAUAAACGCUUAAUGAUCGCCACUUCUGCGUCAUAUUCUGACCUAAUUUAGUUACACAAAUUAUUUUUUCUUUUCACAACGCAAGAGCGCGCCCUGCGACUGCCUAAUACACAAAACCUUUCACCAAAUGAUAGAAAGUGUGCCUAUUUAUUAUAAAUUUCACGGCGCCCCCCAGUGGACCAGAGGCACUAAAUGACCAUUUUAGCACUUCGUCAGCAACAAACAUCCCUGCUGAUGAGGCGGUUACUAAGGAUGAAUGAAUGAACGCUGUAAAUGCAUCACGCAGCACCACAAAUUCAUGCUAAUGUUCAUGUUCACAUUAAUGAAUUAAUCUCUUCUUAAAGAAAUACACACACACAAAUAGUCCACCUCCUAUAUACCCUUAGGACAAAAUAAAGAAGACAAUUAAACAGGGUCCUAUAGUAUGUUAAGAUAUUAAUAUUAUUAAACAAUAUCAGUCUUUAUUUCACUUUCUGAAUGUAAUAUGGAAUUGUGAAAAUGAAACCAAAUUCUUGUUUUUUUUAGUAAUCAUUUCAAAGAGCACAAACUUUUGCACUCAGCACUCUGUGUAUUUCUGUGUGCAUUUUCUCUUAAUAACAUUCAGAACAUUCAGUAAGUUUUUUUGUUUUCAUGAUAACGUUGUUUAUAUUGCUCCUGCUGGAUCUGAGUACAUUUACAAAUCCAAAGAUGUGAUGUAAUGGUGGAGAUGUACCGCUCCUACACAGCAGUGAAUCACUCGUGGGGUUUAAAGUGAGUUGUUUAUCUGAUGUAAACGACCGGCCGUACACUUUCCCUCUCUAAACUCACUCCAUCUCACACUCCAUCAUCCACUCCAACCUACUGAACAUAAACAUGUAUUAUAGUGUACAGAAUUUUACUCACUAAUAUACUGCAUGAAUGUAAAUAUCGGUAUUUGCCUUCUUGACCAUAUCGUGUACAGAGUGAGAGACGGUGAUGUCUAUGAAGGAUAAAUAUACGUCGAUGUCAUAUCUGAACUGAAUAAAGUGUUGUUGUUUGUCUGGAACAAGGCAUUAAUGUAUAUCCAUCACAUAAGAAUAUGUCAGACAUAAUAUAUCCUGUGCAUUAAUCUGACUCUGCAACAUGCUAACUUUUUUUAAUUUUAAAUAAAACUGUAUUAUUGAAUCUCAAA
Messenger RNA from Pangasianodon hypophthalmus (striped catfish), 4927 nucleotides. It is a transcript of the gene prima1, whose product is annotated as proline rich membrane anchor 1. The transcript has 4 exons. The coding region runs from base 570 to 1043 and encodes 157 amino acids. The record is from RefSeq and is a predicted model, not a curated record. Lineage: Eukaryota; Metazoa; Chordata; Actinopteri; Siluriformes; Pangasiidae.